CGUAAUUGCACCUCGAUCAGAGCAAGUGGCUCGAGCUACCGAAAGUCGGAAAAAAUAAGCUUACCGUUGCAACUUGGCUCCAUUUACAUUCCCGCUUAUUCUAAAAGAAUAGCCGAAUAGCUUUAAAACUUCCGCAAUGGCUGAUGAUAGCUUGCUUAACGAUUCCAACCUAGCUACGCUGGGUAGCAACGAUGAUGAGGCAGAGCUCCUGAUAGAGGACGACUACCUAAAAGGUUCAGAAAUGCAAAUCGAUCCCGAACUCGAAGCCAUCAAGGCACGUGUGAAGGAGAUGGAAGAGGAGGCAGAAAAGUUGAAACAGUUACAGUCAGAGGUCACGAAACAGAUGACCUUGGGUUCACCCACCGGUUCGACACCAAUGCUGACGGCCGAAGAGAAAGCCGAAGUGGACAACCGUUCCAUUUAUGUAGGCAACGUCGAUUACGGUGCGACAGCGGAAGAGCUGGAAGCGCACUUUCACGGAUGCGGUGCGAUCAAUCGGGUGACAAUUCUGUGCAACAAAGCCGACGGUCAUCCGAAAGGCUUCGCGUACAUUGAGUUCGGCUCAAAGGAAUUUGUCGAAACGGCGCUCGCUAUGAACGAAACACUGUUCCGAGGUCGACAGAUCAAGGUGAACCCUAAGCGUACUAAUCGUCCGGGAAUGUGCCAAACCAACCGGUUCCCUCGCGGUGUGCGCGGACGUGCGGCCAGAGCAUCGAGAGCUUGCUGUUACGGAGCGCACCGUGGCACCCGAAGGCCUAUUCGAGGAUACCGAGGACGUGCUACUUAUUACGCACCUUACUAAUUGGUGAUAUUCCCUGAAUCUAGAAGUGUAACCGUACCUAGCUAUUAGGACCUGUAGCUAAACCUAGGG
Anopheles maculipalpis is the source of this 871-nucleotide messenger RNA. RefSeq names its product polyadenylate-binding protein 2 (gene Pabp2). The coding region runs from base 137 to 802 and encodes 221 amino acids. The record is from RefSeq and is a predicted model, not a curated record. The transcript has 4 exons. Gene Ontology annotation, molecular function: RNA binding. Lineage: Eukaryota; Metazoa; Arthropoda; Insecta; Diptera; Culicidae.